This is a messenger RNA of Necator americanus (New World hookworm), 2313 nucleotides long. RefSeq lists its product as uncharacterized. The record is from RefSeq and is a predicted model, not a curated record. The transcript has a single exon. Gene Ontology annotation, molecular function: catalytic activity. NCBI's taxonomy places the organism in Eukaryota, Metazoa, Nematoda, Chromadorea, Rhabditida, Ancylostomatidae. Bases 1 to 2313 code for a protein of 770 amino acids.
AUGACGAUCUGUACUUAUAACGCACGUACGCUUGCAUCGGAAGCGGCCAUCGAAGAUCUGAUGAUGCAAGCCAAGAAGAUCAAGUACGACGUCAUCGGACUGACCGAGACGAGACGACGUCACCCUCUCAACGCCGUAUAUGAAACUGGAGAAGAACUGUUCUUAGGAACAUGCGACAGUAGAGGUGUUGGUGGAGUUGGCGUCCUCGUCAACAUGAGUAUGGCAAAGAACAUCGACUCUUUUGAACAACUUACGACCCGAAUCGGACGUCUGCGGAUGAGAAGAUGUGGCGCAAUACCAGCUUUGACUAUCUUCGUCGUUUACGCUCCAACAUCAAGCUACGAAGAAGAAGAAGUCGAAGCUUUCUAUAUGGACCUGGAGAAGUUCUACCAAGAAGAUCAUGCCUUCUACAAGGUCAUAGUUGGCGAUUUCAACGCUAAGGUUGGCCCAAGAAGAACGCCGGAGGAACUUCACAUCGGGACCCACGGCCUACAAUGGAAUGACCAGGGAGAGAGGCUCUCCGAGUUCAUCAUGACGACUAAGACCAUCCAUGGGAACUCGCAAUUUCAGAAGCCCUCUUCUUUACGCUGGACGUGGGAGUCACCCGGUGGAGGGUACCGUAAUGAAAUAGACCACAUCAUCGUCAAUAAAAGGUUCUGCCUGACGGACGUCGGUGUUGUACCAAAGUUCUACACGGGAUCGGACCAUCGCCUCCUCCGAGGAAGAUUUUCCUUCACAAGGAGAGCAGAGAAAGCCGCCAAGUUCAGAGAGAGAAAUCCCAGGACUACCAUCAACUGGGAUCUCUUCGCUACGCUAGCCGGCUUUUGGGAAGAUUCCGCAAUGGACAACAUCGACGAGGAAUAUGACCGGCUUGUCGAACACCUUCACGACUGCGCGAAGAAGGCUGAGAGUUUUAAAACCACCAAGAGGCGCCUGUCUCCUGAAACUCUUGAGCUGAUACGCCAGCGUGGAGCAGCACGAGCCGCAGGGAACCAAGAACUCACGUCCGAGCUCGCAAGGCUUUGCCGAGAGGCGAUAAAGGAAGACCUUAAAGAGAGAAGAGCAGAAGUGCUGGCUGAAGCUGCAGAGGCGGGGAAAAGCAUCCGCUAUGCCCGUCGAGACUUCGCUAGUCGCAAGACGAGGAUGACUGCUCUCCGGAACCCAAAGGGAACAGCCAUUGCAUCGAGAAGGGGGAUGGAGAAAAUCAUCUACGACUUCUACUCUGAUCUCUUCGACAGCCAUGUCCACUUGCCUCCUCACCAUCUGAGGGAAGAUGGACAAGUCAUUCCAGAGGUUCUCCCGUCCGAAAUACGACAUGCUAUCAUGUCGGUAAGAAAUCGUACGGCACCCGGUCCCGACAGAAUAAGACCAGAACACCUGAAGAGCCUUCCGCCAGUACUCAUCAACACCCUGGCGAGGCUCUUUACACGUUAUCUGUCGGAAUGCAAGGUUCCUAAACAGUGGAAGACCAGCAGGACCGUGUUGUUGUAUAAAAAGGGAGAUCCACAUGACAUCGGCAACUAUCGCCCAAUCUGCCUACUGUCCGUCAUCUACAAGCUCUUUACAAGAGUAAUCCUUAAUAGGAUUGAAAAAGUCUUGGAUGAAGGACAGCCAUGCGAGCAAGCAGGGUUUCGAAAAGGAUUCAGCACGAUUGACCACAUUCACACUGUUUCGAAACUCAUCGAGGUAUCACGAGAGUACAAGAUGCCGCUCUGUCUCACCUUCAUCGACUUGAAAAAGGCCUUCGACUCAGUUGAGACGGAAGCGGUCGUGGAAGCCUUGGACAACCAAGGCGUCCCUACUCAGUACAUAAAGGUACUUCGAGAGUUGUACAGUAACUUCACGACCGGAAUUUCGCCAUUCUACAAGAACAUCAUCAUUGACGUGAAGAGGGGGGUCCGACAGGGUGAUACAAUUUCACCCAAAAUAUUCACAGCCACCCUCGAGAACGCAAUGCGAAAGUUGGAAUGGGACGACAUGGGAGUGAAGGUUGAUGGUCGGCAGCUACACCAUUUGCGCUUUGCUGAUGACAUCGUACUGGUAACACCUAGCAUCAGCCAAGCGGAACGAAUGCUGACCGAAUUCGACGAAACAUGUGGAUGCAUCGGUCUUCAGCUGAAUCUACAAAAGACGAUGUUCAUGCGGAACGGAUGGGUCUCGGAUGCCCCAUUCACGCUCAACGGAACGAACAUAUCCGAGUGCACCAGCUACGUUUAUCUGGGUCGGGAACUGAACAUGAUGAACGACCUGACCCCGAGCUGGGCAGGAGGAGACGAGCGGCUUGGGGAGCGUACAAGAGCAUCGAGGAUGUAG